Molecule: messenger RNA, 7587 nt
Organism: Ictalurus punctatus (channel catfish)
Lineage: Eukaryota; Metazoa; Chordata; Actinopteri; Siluriformes; Ictaluridae
Gene: kcnh4a
Product: potassium voltage-gated channel, subfamily H (eag-related), member 4a
Exons: 16
Coding region: 728-4138 (1136 amino acids)
Biological process (GO): regulation of membrane potential; potassium ion transmembrane transport
Cellular component (GO): membrane
Molecular function (GO): voltage-gated potassium channel activity
Source: RefSeq, a predicted model, not a curated record
GAGGGAGGGAGGGAGAGAGGGAGAGAGAGGAUGCUAGAAGAGGUACCAGUGUAAAAUGAGAUGCUGAACAUUGGAGGGAUGCUGACGGGACACCUGCUGCAGCUCGAGUCGAGCACCGGAGAACCCAAAGACGCUUUAGAAUCGAGCUGACGAGAGAAAACGACGAGAGAUCUCCAACUUGCAGGCAGAAGACUGAAUGUCCAAGUGUUUGGAAAGGAAAAGAUCAGAAGAGCUCUUCAGAAGGAGUGUGGUACGUGGUCCGAAUCCGAGCGAAAAGAGGAAAAGAGAGCAAUCUAGGAAAAGUGAAUUCGAUUGAAGAGGUGGGAUUUUUUUUUUUUGUUGUUCUUUCUCCAGCUGAUCAGCAGAUGUGCACUGUUCAUCAUCAUGGAGCGGCGUUAACUGAAUAUUUACAAGGAUCCGGACGCAUACAUGGAUGACAUCGACUGUCACGGCGCAGAUUAAGUUAAGAAAUAUUCAUCUAAGUGAGCGUCAUCAGAGAACAAACUGAAUCAACCGGUGGGUGAAGUGCACUGAUCCAAAGCAGAUCAUCUGCCCAGACACCCUGGAGGAAGGAUCAUCCGUUUAAAUGAAUGCCUUUCUCAGAUCUCCAGCUUUCUCUCGCACAAUAUCCAUCUCUCCUCUGUCUUUUUCACUCUCUUUCCCUCACUCUCCUUCUGGUUCUAGUCUUCUUUUUGGGAUGGAGUGAUUUCAGGACUGGAAAGUAGCCAUGCCUGUAAUGAAGGGGCUCCUGGCCCCCCAGAAUACUUUCCUUGACACCAUCGCCAAGCACUUCGACGGCACCCACAGCAACUUCCUGCUGGGAAACGCGCAGGGCUGUCGAGGUUAUCCUAUUGUCUACUGUUCCGAUGGCUUCUGUGAACUGACUGGCUUCGCACGAACCGAGGUCAUGAAGAAGACGUGUACGUGUCGCUUUCUCCACGGAGAAGAAACGAGCGAGAGAGUGACUCAGCAAGUGCAGAAGACUCUGGAAGGUCAGAGAGAAUACCAGGCUGAAGUUCGCUACUACAGGAAGAACGGAAUUUCGUUCUGGUGCCUGCUGGACAUUGUGCCUAUAAAGAACGAGAAAGGCGAGGUAGUGCUGUUCCUCUUUUCCUUCAAAGACAUAACUGACUCGUACGGAAAGACACACCACUGCUCCAAGAUGCAGGAAGAUGGCCCUCAGAACAGGAAGUCCAGCCGUUCUCAUCUCGCGAGUCACGCACGUGAGCAGGGGCGGAGCGUCCUGUACCACCUGACCAGUCAGUUCACCAAUAGAAACAAAGCGAAGCUGGCAAAUAAUGUUUUCCCGAAGCCCACACUCCCUGAAUACAAGGUUGCGUCAGUCCAGAAGUCCCGCUUCAUCCUGCUCCAUUACAGUGUCUGCAAAGCAUUAUGGGACUGGUUAAUCCUCCUAGCAACGUUCUACGUGGCCGUCACCGUCCCUUACAAUGUAUGCUUUUCCGCCCCCGACGACAGUAACCACGAAGACCCCGAGUGUGACUCCUCCUACCGGAGCACUAUCGUCAGCGAUAUAGCAGUGGAGAUGCUCUUCAUCCUCGAUAUCAUCUUGAAUUUCCGCACUACUUACGUGGGGCCAGCCGGGCAGGUGGUGUACGAUGCACGCUCCAUCUGUCUUCAUUAUUCUGCCACAUGGUUCAUCCUGGACCUCAUCGCUGCCCUGCCCUUUGACCUGCUCUACGCCUUCAACAUCUCAGUGACCUCCUUAGUGCACCUGCUGAAGACCGUGCGUCUGCUGCGUUUGCUGCGUCUGCUGCAGAAGGUGGACCGUUACUCGCAGUACAGCGCCGUGGUGCUCACGCUCCUCAUGUCCGUCUUCGCUCUGCUCGCACACUGGCUCGCGUGCGUCUGGUACGUCAUCGGCCGCAAAGAGCUCGCCAGCAACGACCCGGUUACCUGGGACAUCGGCUGGCUGCAGGAACUGGGGAAGCGCUUGGAGACUCCUUACACAAAUGGCACAGUUGGCGGGCCUUCCAUACGCAGCGCCUACAUCGCCUCGCUCUACUUCACCCUUAGCAGUCUGACCAGCGUGGGUUUCGGCAACGUCUGCGCCAACACAGAUGCCGAGAAGAUCUUCUCCAUCUGCACCAUGCUCAUCGGAGCUCUGAUGCACGCCGUGGUGUUUGGCAACGUGACAGCCAUCAUUCAGCGCAUGUACUCACGCCGCUCCCUCUACCAUACACGAAUGAAGGAUCUUAAGGACUUUAUCCGUGUGCAUCGUCUGCCUCAGCAGCUAAAGCAGCGCAUGCUGGAGUACUUCCAAACCACUUGGUCAGUUACCAACGGGAUCAAUGCUAAUGAGCUACUGCACGACUUCCCCGAUGAGUUACGGGCCGACAUCGCCAUGCACCUCAACAAGGACAUCCUGCAGCUGCCCCUCUUCUCCUCUGCCAGUAGAGGGUGCCUGCGCUCGCUCUCCCUGCACAUCAAGACUUCUUUCUGCGCUCCAGGUGAAUAUCUCAUCCGGCACGGAGACGCCCUACAUGCUCAUCACUUCGUUUGCUCCGGAUCCCUAGAGGUGCUUAAGGAUGGGAUGGUGCUUGCCAUAUUGGGUAAGGGAGAUCUGAUUGGAGCAGACCUGCCUGGCCGGGAUCAGGUGAUCAAAGCCAAUGCGGAUGUGAAAGCUCUGACCUACUGUGACCUGCAGUACAUCAGUAUCAGGGCAAUGCGCGAGGUCCUCGAACUCUAUCCUGAAUACGGCAACCGCUUCAAUGAGGACAUUCAUCACAACCUCACGUACAACCUCAGAGAGGGUCAGACUCGAUUUCCUCGCUCUCCGAGAAUCUCACAGGUACCAUAUGCACGGCCGAAACUGCCCUUUAUCGUGGAGGCCGAGGAAGAGGAUGAUCCAGGACAGGAAGUAGGCAGGCAGCCUUUGCUCUCCAAAGUGGAAGGAAACUCAAACCAUUCUGCUCUGAGCGCCAUGUUAGGAGAAGAGCUGCGGCAUUUCGGCAUGCUCCGCCUCUGUCGCUCUCCAACCCAAGGCUACCGAGGGCAGAGCCCCUCCCCCCACCCACCAGCCAGUGAGGACCUGUGCCCCCCUGUGAUCGACACGGUUCCCGUCAACCGUCCAGCCAAGCUGCUCAUCCCCUCACUUACCUGCGUCAGUCCACUAGACCUGAGCCCCAGGGUUGUGGACGGUAUUGAGGACAAUGAACCCGCGUUUCACUUCAACGUGGAGCCCAGUGAGGUCUCUUCUAAUCGAAGGGCCAAAGAUCCCUUACAAGUGAAUGCCAACCUUUUACUUGAGACAGAAGAAGUUAGACAAAGCAUCUCCCAACUCAACACAGAGAUGAACUGCUUGAACCAGGAAGUGUCCAAUCUGGCCAAAGGUCUGCAUGAGAUGAUGCACUUCCUGCAUACCCACAUGACCAUGCCCCACUUCCCUCCCUCCCUCCCACCAUACUCGUCUUUUAGCCUUCACGCACAAACCGGCAACACCAGCCUGACACCAUCUCCCUCUGACUGGCCCCCUCGGAUGUCUUUCAACAUGGACACAGCUCCCAGCUGUGGCUGUGGAAGAGGCUCUGUUCUAGGCCAAGAAGUGGAAAUGGAGCAUCUCCGUGCACCUCCCAGUCCUCCACACAGCACCUGCCCUCACUCUCUGUGCUGCUCCGAACAGGAAAGGCUCUCCGCCUUGGGACUGGAGAGUCAGCCAAGCCCAUACCAGACGUCCAGGACAACACCUACUUCACAAUACAUGGGUCACUCAGCUGGCCGAUCGGUGCCCUGUCUUCUCAGCUUGGCCCCGAGCUUCCCAUCAGUCUCAGGACCUAGCAGGAUGGCACCUCAAACAAACUCUCCAAGUAAAACUCAGUGUUUGCAUAGCAGCCUCAGUCAGUCACACUCUUCUCUAAGCCUGCAGACCACCCCUGACCUCACAUGCCAACGUUCCACACCCAUCCACAUCGCUCUUACACCGACUGGCCAAUCUCAGCCCUUUACAGCCGUCAGUCCGCUUAUGCAUGCCGGGAUUUGUAGCUCGAGCUCCUUACACUUGCCGACAGGGCCUAGACAGAACGACCUGGUCGGGUCGAGUCCUGUCCACCUGCAUGACCCCACCCCGAGCUCCACUGGGGAAAUGACCGAUACAGAGAGCUUUGGUCCUGCAGGGGUCUAAAUACAGUAUUUACUAUAUUUCUUUCUCAACACUUUCAAUGUAAAGAAGUGCCCUGCAUGCCAGCUCCUCCAAAAAAGCAGUGGUGUUGCAAAGAGUUUACAGUCUGCACAGAAAUUUGCAUUUGGUUUUUUUGUUUUGUUUUGUUUUGCUUUGCUUUGACACUAUUACCUCAUAAUCUCCAUUGCAGCUAGCUUCACCAAAGAACAAGGGCUGCUUGGCAUUUCAAACUAAAUGAGACAUGAAUGUUUAAAUGGCAACAUGUAUAGAGAUACAAACUCCAUCCAUCUUCUAUACCACUUAUCCUUCUUCAGGGUCACGGGGAACUCUUCAAAUGUAAUUAUAUAUUCUCUCAAGUGCAAGAUGCAUAGAGAUCAGAGUGUGAUGUAGUGAGAUUUGGAUGCCAGACAAACCAAAACCAAACUCAUUGCUAAAAACAUGGAACGCAAGACAUUUCAGAGGAAGGAGUUUUCUGUAUGCUUCUAGUCUAGUCCAGAGCAAAUGCAGAUUCUGUGAGCUCACUUCCCAUUAUUUGAAAAGUUUUUAAACCAGGCCCCUUAACAGCCCCCUCUGUGUAGAAGUCCUAGGUACUCAGUUCCAGUACUUCCCAAAAGUUUACUUCCCACGUUUGCUUCGCACCACCGGAUUUGGGGGUUCGGGUCCCGCCUCCGCCCUCUGUGCAUGCAGUUUGCAUGUUCUCCCCGUUCUUCAGGGUUACCUCCGGGUAUUCCGGUUUUCUCCCCCAGUCCAAAGACAUGCGUUGUAGGCUGAUUGGCAUUUCCAAAAAAUCCGUAGUGUGCAAAUGUGUGCGUUAUUGUGCCCUGCGAUGGGUCAGCACCCUGUCCAGAGUGUCCUGCGAUGGGCUCUUUUCUCCCUCGUGACCCUGUGUAAGACAAGCGGCAUGGAAAAUGGAUGGAUGAAUGUUCUAUGAGAGGAUUGAGCCGGUUUGUAUUAGGCUGUCCAGGUGAAAACAGUGUUUCUACCAAAAGGUGUGGUUUUGACUUAAGCAUAAAGAUUCAAGGGAUCCAUGCUGUAUCAAGUAUGGUAUUGCGAAACAACAACAAAACAGUCUAUAUAGUAAAUAUGGUGGAAUGUCCUAGAUCGCUCCAUGGGCAGGAGAAAAAGGACAAUGAGAUAAGGCUGGCCCUGGGAGUCCUUAUCUAAUAUCAGGUCUUCGUUGUCUAAAAACGCUGACUUAUUAGUGUACGAAUGGCAGUAGCUGAUAUGGCAGUAGAGGAGAGGUGUAUCUUUCUCUGAAGGGGCUGAACAUAAUCCCCCCCCCACGUAUCACACACGCGGCCAUGUGCCGCACGUAUAGGAGGGUAAAGCAGUUUCUAGAAGCAUAAGCUGCCAUAAUUCUUCACCAGUGUCUUUUAGAUAUAAAGAUCCUGAAAACACUUACAUUUUGGCCCUGGAUUAUUCCCUGUGUUUCUAACAGCAAAGUUCAGCAAGUUUUAAACACCAUUUAAAAGUAGGCUACUUAAAAAUAGGAUACCGUUCACUAGCACUUUGCAAAUAGGACACCCGGGUCAUCCUAUUUGCAGUGACAACCUUAGUGAGCAAGAUUUACAAGGAAUUACUUGUGCAGCUCCAUCCAUUUGAGUCAAAUCAUUAUAAUACAAUGUCAGUGUAAUGUUGACUUAUUUAGUAAUAAAUUAAAAAUUAAUAAAUGAAUAAAUUAAAAAUUUAGAUUGGGUGGUUCAGUGGUGCAGUUCGAUCCUUAGCUUGGGUUGCGCAUGUUCUCCCUGUGCCUACAUGACUGUGAUUCAGGUUCUCAGCAUUCCUCCCACUUUCCAGAAAUAUGCUGGGCGAUGGGUUGGCUACUCUAGGUGUCCCAUUCAGGAUAUACAGUCCGGUCCAUAAGUAUUUGGACAGCGACAAAAUUUUCGCCAUUUUGCCUCUGUACACCACCACAAUGGAAUCGAUAUGUGAUUGAAGUGUAGACUUUCAGCUUUAAGUCAAGGGGUUUAACAAAAACAGUGCAUUAACUGAAGUCCCUCCAUUUUCACAGGCACAAAAGUAAUUGCACAAUUGGCUGAUAAGCAGUUUCAUGGCCAGGUGUGAUCUGUCUCUUCAUUAUUUCAUGACAAAUUAAAGAGAUGAAAAGGUCUGGAGUUGAUUCCAAGCGUUUAGUUUGCAUUUGGUAGCUGUACAUGGAAACUCUCAAUAUGCGGUCCAAAGAGGUGUUGAUGCAAGUGAAGGAGGCCAUCAUUACGGUGAAAAAAAACAAAACAGACCUAUGGGGCAGUGGUGGUUUAGUGGUUAAGGCUCUGGGUUACUGAUCGGACGGUCGGGGAGGGUGGCAGGGAGACAUUCAUUAAUUUCUUGUUAUCUUAAUUCAAUGCUGACAUCUCACCUUGCAAAAACUCAAUUCAGGGAGGUACCUCCACCACCCCUGCAACACCACGGACUCGACUGUAGCUACUCGGAAAAAUGACCGAGUCCAAAAUGUCCAAGUUCGAGUACAAAUUUACCAGAGUGCGUGACAAGUCCGAGUUCGUUCAUGAUAACUCUCGAGUCCGAGUCCGACAUCGAGUACCCCAACUCUAGCUAACGCCGCAGGUUGCUAGCUAGCUAGCAGAAUAAAAUAAUAAAGCUAUGACACACUGUCAUUUUCUAGAUGGAAAAGGAUUAUUUUAACAUAUCAAAUCAUUCACACAUUUAUUUCCCGUUUGAAGUAGUACAAAUGUAUUGCUCAACAGGGUUUAAUGCAUUUCGAGCAAGUAAUAUGGUACAUGUUGUUCUGGACCGCCUGUGCGAUUGAGAUUGCAGUGGGAGUUGAUCAAGGGUCUGAUUUAAAAAUAUUUUCUGGAACGCAUGCCAACUUUUCUACCGUGGAUAUGCCGCUUGAGUUCAUUUGUACAUCCUAAAGUAAAUGUAUUAUAGAGAAGCCAAUACUGGCACAAGGAAUGCUGUGCUAAUUAAAUUUCCACACUGCAUGAUCGAGAUAUUUCCUUCUGUGCUUUCUGCGUUUCGUUCUUUCGCUGCUUUUGUUGCUCAGCUCACAGCACGGCGGCAGAAGGGAAUAUUUGUAAGACGUGCCAUUAUAUGCUUCGAGUAGUUUAUCGUUUGGGUUUCCAGUUAUUAAAUGCUGCAGUGAUAUUAUCCUUCACACUUUCUAAUGGGAAAAAAAAUAAAGUUCUUGAAGGUGUGUGAGGAUUCUAUUUUCAUAUUCAUUUUUUUUUUUUUUUUUUUUUACUAAUUAUUAAAUGUUAUGUUGAUUUCUUAUAGCAUUUUAAGGCUUUUUGACCGUAAAAAAAAAACUUGACCAUUAUGACAUUUUUAAAGGUUUUGUGAAUUAUCUUAAAAUGAUGAAAAUGUGUUUGCCUGCAUUUUGGUGUCCUGUUUGUAUUUACCGAACAGAAUUAUUUUUCCUUUUUGCUCUGUCAAGUAAAGUACCGUUUCAUUGCAUCGAACGCUGAUUGAAGUGUACUGUAUUGAAAAAAAAAAAA